AUGAAGCUCGGAUUUAUCAACGGAUCUUGUAUGAUGCCACAAGAUGUAGAUGGAGUAAUGCAAUGUAAGCUAGUGAAUGCUAUGGUGAGAAACUGGAUAAUGAACACUAUGGAUCAAAACCUGAAAAUUCAUUUCCAAAAUGCUGUAACUGCUCAACAACUAUGGAAACAUAUUCGAAGUACAUAUGAAGGCAACAACAGACCAAGACGUUUUCAGUUAGGGAAGGAUAUAUCCACUAUUCAACAAGGUACUUCUGAUAUUGUUGAGCAUUAUUCCAAAGUUAAAUUGAUUUGGGAUGAAACUGCACAUUUGAAGCCAGCAAGAAAGUGCAACUAUGAUAGAUCAUAUGUUGUCAAUUGUUAUGGACGUAAGGUUGUAAGUGAAGUAGCGCAAGAUGUUGAAGAAGCAAAGUUGCUUCAGUUUCUGAUGAGAGUAAAUGACUCUUAUGAACAUGUCGUGGAUAAUAUGUUAGCAUCUGAUCCAUGGCUUUCAGUUCAUAAGGCAUUUACUAUUCUAGUUAAUGUUGAAACUAAUAGGAAUAUUAGCAUAUCUAAAGGAGAAUACACUGCAAUUAUGGUGAAGGAGAAGACAUAA
This is a messenger RNA of Impatiens glandulifera, 594 nucleotides long. RefSeq lists its product as uncharacterized. The transcript has a single exon. Bases 1 to 594 code for a protein of 197 amino acids. Lineage: Eukaryota; Viridiplantae; Streptophyta; Magnoliopsida; Ericales; Balsaminaceae. The record is from RefSeq and is a predicted model, not a curated record.